Molecule: messenger RNA, 1221 nt
Organism: Ahaetulla prasina
Lineage: Eukaryota; Metazoa; Chordata; Lepidosauria; Squamata; Colubridae
Gene: GOSR2
Product: golgi SNAP receptor complex member 2
Exons: 6
Coding region: 94-732 (212 amino acids)
Biological process (GO): intra-Golgi vesicle-mediated transport; vesicle fusion
Cellular component (GO): SNARE complex; late endosome membrane; ER to Golgi transport vesicle membrane
Molecular function (GO): SNARE binding; SNAP receptor activity
Source: RefSeq, a predicted model, not a curated record
UUCGCCUCACGGGAAGCCGGAAGUCGCCGGGCUUGCUGACGUGUUAAUAGGCGCUCCGAUGAUCCAGCGGAGUGUGGCGGAUGAAUAGCCGGCAUGGAGGUCCUUUACCACCAGACCAACAAGCAGAUCCAUGAAGUUCAGUCGUACAUGGGCCGCCUGGAAACCUCAGACAAAGAGUCUGUUCACUUGGUAGAAAAUGAAAUUCAGGCACGAAUAGACAGAAUUUUUAGCAAUCUAGACCGACUGGAAAUCUUCUGCAACAAGGAACCUCCAAACAAGCGGCAAAAUGCCAAACUCCGGGUUGACCAGUUGAAAUACGACAUUCAGCAUCUGCAGACAGGAUUGCGAAAUUUCCAGCAUCGUCGCUAUGCAAGGGAGCAGCAAGAAAGACAACGUGAGGAGCUUCUGACUCGAACAUUCACCACUAAUGAUUCUGACACCACCAUUCCAAUUGAUGAAACAUUACAAUUUAAUGAAUCCCUUCAAAAUGCACACCGUGGCAUGGAUGAUCUUAUUGGCAGCGGAACCAGCAUCCUACAGGGCCUGAGGGAUCAGAGAGUGACAUUAAAGGGCACCCACAAGAAAAUAAUGGAUGUUGCCAAUAUGCUUGGUUUAUCUAAUACAGUCAUGCGUGUCAUUGAGAAACGUGCCUUCCAGGAUAAGUACUUCAUGAUUGGUGGCAUGCUUGUGACAUGCAUAAUCAUGUUCCUCGUAGUGCAGUAUCUUACUUGAAAGGCUGAAGAACAUACUACCAGACUGGGUUGGACUUCUUUUCUACUCUGACUUUCAGCAUAACUGUGAACCUCCUGGAUUGGCUACAGCUGCCAUGUGACUCAAAAGAUGCUCGAGUUGAGUGGCUUAUAUAGAUUCUGUGUGCAGGGAUGCUUAUCUACACAACACUCAUCACUUUUCAGUCAUUUAGCGGGUAUCCUGCCAUGUGACUCUCAGCCUUAGUUGAUGAGGGCAUGAGCUGUCUCCUUUAGUUCUCUUAAUAAUCCUGGUAUAAAGCCUCUUAACAAAGUGGCCAAUAAACGAAGUAUUACUAUUGGAUCUAUAGAUUUCAUAGUUCCACAAGAUCUAGAUGUCUAUGAACACUGUAAUUAUUAGUGAAAAUGAAGCAGCUUGGCUUGAAGGACUUGUUGGCUUAACUUAUUGCAGGUGUGGGACAUAGAGAGACUGUCUUGUUCCCAGCAAUGAUUAAAAUAAAUAGAAAUCCACUUA